Molecule: messenger RNA, 1364 nt
Organism: Jaculus jaculus (lesser Egyptian jerboa)
Lineage: Eukaryota; Metazoa; Chordata; Mammalia; Rodentia; Dipodidae
Product: DNA-directed RNA polymerase I subunit RPA43-like
Exons: 2
Biological process (GO): DNA-templated transcription initiation
Cellular component (GO): RNA polymerase I complex
Source: RefSeq, a predicted model, not a curated record
AUGGCUGCCGGCUGCGCCCCUUCGCCUCGGCCCCAAGGGGCCUCGGAGAGGCCCACGACGGCUCCCGCCGGCGUCGUGCCGUGCCUGGAGCUGCCGACUUACGCCGCGGCGUGCGCGCUGGUGAACAGCCGCUACUCGUGCCUGGUGGUCGGGCCGCACCGCAGGCACAUCGCCCUGUCGCCCCGCUACCUGCACCGGAAGCGCACGGGGAUCCGCGAGCAGCUGGACGCGGAGCUCCUGCGCUACUCGGAGAGCACUUAGGCCCGGAAGCCUCGCCUUUUAGGUGUCCCUAUCGCAUAUGAUAACAUCAAAGUUGUGGGUGAACUGGGAGACAUUUAUGAUGAUCAAGGACACAUUCAUCUUAACAUUGAAGCAGAUUUUGUUAUUUUUUGCCCUGAACCAGGACAAAAGUUGAUGGGCACAGUUAAUAAAGUGUCUUCUACUCACAUUGGCUGUUUAGUGCAUGGUUGUUUUAAUGCCUCUAUCCCUAAACCUGAGCAGAUGUCAUAUGAGCAGUGGCAAACUUUGGAGAUCAAUGGGGGUGAUGAACUGGAAUUUGAAGUAUUUCGUUUAGAUUCUGAUGCUGCUGGAGUAUUUUGCAUUCGAGGAAAACUGAAUAUUACAAGUUUACAAUCCAAGAGCUAUAAAGCUUCUGAAGAUGUAGUACAUACUGGCAUUGAGGAAAUUGUUGCAAAAGUUUCAAAGAAGAAAAAGAAGGCGAAGAAAGAUCCAGAAGCCUCUGAGGCAGAUGGUAGCACCACAGAGCUCACAGAUAUGGCAGUCACCCCACAGGAAGAGGUGUACCUACAGACGACUGCUAAUGUGAAUGGUGUCUUGGAACAAAAGCCAAAGAAGAGUAAGAAAAAGAAGAAAAAGAAAGACUCAGAAACUUCUGAGACAGAGGUUGGUGCCACAGAACUCACAGAUUUUGCAGAUGUCACCCUACAGGAAGAGAUGGACCUACAUACUAGUGAUCAUGUAAAUUGCCUCUCAGAGCAAGAGCCAAAGAAAAAGAAGAAGAAAAAGAAGCACCCUGAAAUCUCUGAGGCAGAUGGUGGUGCCAUAGAGCUAGCAGGUUUUGCAGAUGUCGCCCCAAAGGAAGAUGUGGACCAAACUAUUAGUGGUAAUGUGAAUGACCUCUGGGAGGAAGAGUCGAAGAGGAAGAAAAGGCACCAGGAGGAACAGGACCCUGUUUUCCAAGCCAGUGACUCCAGUGGUUACCAAAGUGACCAUAAAAAGAAAAAAAAGAGAAGAAAAGACUGUGAAGAGUCAGAAUUUACCCCAGUUUUGGAAUGUUCACCUAAGAAGAAACUGAAAAAGUAAUUGUUUUUUCUGCCUUUUAACUAUGAUUCUGUUGUUAAAAU